Messenger RNA from Mesoplodon densirostris (Blainville's beaked whale), 1703 nucleotides. It is a transcript of the gene CDC20, whose product is annotated as cell division cycle 20. Gene Ontology annotation, cellular component: anaphase-promoting complex. Gene Ontology annotation, biological process: positive regulation of ubiquitin protein ligase activity; positive regulation of anaphase-promoting complex-dependent catabolic process; anaphase-promoting complex-dependent catabolic process. The coding region runs from base 133 to 1632 and encodes 499 amino acids. The transcript has 11 exons. The record is from RefSeq and is a predicted model, not a curated record. Gene Ontology annotation, molecular function: anaphase-promoting complex binding; ubiquitin ligase activator activity; protein binding. Lineage: Eukaryota; Metazoa; Chordata; Mammalia; Artiodactyla; Ziphiidae.
UGGGUUUUGAAGGAGCCAAUGAGUGCUCGGAGCGGAGAGUUUAAGAAGCGUAAAUCCGCACUGCUAAGGCCGGUCUGGGAUCCGAGUCUGCUUUGAGCUGACGCGGGUAGCCCUCUCCCUCCAGACACUCCCAUGGCCCAGUUCGUGUUCGAGAGUGACCUGCACUCGCUGCUGCAGCUGGAUACACCCAUCCCCAAUGCACCCCCUGCGCGCUGGCAGCGCAAGGCGAAGGAAGCCGCGGGGCCGGCCCCCUCGCCUAUGCGGGCAGCCAACCGAUCCCACAGCGCCGGCAGGACCCCAGGCCGAACUCCCGGCAAAUCCAGCUCCAAGAUUCAGACCACUCCCAGCAAACCUGGCGGUGACCGCUAUAUCCCCCAUCGCAGUGCUUCCCAGAUGGAGGUCGCUAGCUUCCUCCUGAGCAAGGAGAACCAGCCCGAAGACAGUCAGACGCCCACCAAGAAGGAACAUCAGAAAGCAUGGGCUUUGAACCUGAACGGUUUUGAUGUGGAGGAAGCCAAGAUCCUUCGGCUCAGUGGAAAACCACAAAAUGCCCCAGAGGGUUACCAGAACAGACUGAAAGUACUCUAUAGCCAGAAGGCCACGCCCAGCUCCAGCAGGAAGACCUGCCGUUACAUUCCUUCCCUGCCAGACCGGAUCCUGGACGCCCCUGAAAUCCGGAAUGACUACUACCUGAACCUUGUGGAUUGGAGCUCUGGGAAUGUACUGGCUGUGGCUUUGGACAACAGUGUGUACUUGUGGAGUGCUAGCUCUGGUGACAUCCUGCAGCUGCUGCAAUUGGAGCAGCCUGGGGACUAUAUAUCUUCUGUGGCCUGGAUCAAAGAGGGCAACUACCUGGCUGUGGGCACCAGCAGUGCUGAGGUGCAGCUAUGGGAUGUGCAACAGCAGAAACGGCUUCGAAACAUGACCAGUCAUUCUGCCCGAGUGGGCUCCCUCUGUUGGAAUAGCUAUAUCCUGUCCAGUGGCUCACGCUCUGGCCACAUCCACCACCAUGAUGUUCGGGUAGCAGAACACCAUGUGGCCACAUUGAGUGGCCAUAGCCAGGAAGUGUGUGGGCUGCGCUGGGCCCCAGAUGGACGACAUUUAGCCAGUGGCGGCAACGAUAACUUGGUCAACGUGUGGCCUAGUGCUCCUGGAGAAAGUGGCUGGGUUCCUCUGCAGACAUUCACCCAGCAUCAAGGGGCUGUCAAGGCUGUAGCUUGGUGUCCCUGGCAGCCCAACGUCCUGGCAACUGGAGGGGGCACAAGUGAUCGACACAUUCGUAUCUGGAACGUCUGCUCUGGGGCCUGUCUGAGUGCUGUGGAUGCCCAUUCCCAGGUGUGCUCCAUCCUCUGGUCUCCCCACUACAAGGAGCUCAUCUCAGGCCAUGGCUUUGCCCAGAACCAGCUGGUUAUUUGGAAGUACCCAACCAUGGCGAAGGUGGCUGAGCUGAAAGGUCACACAGCCCGGGUCCUUAGUCUGACCAUGAGCCCAGAUGGGGCUACAGUGGCAUCAGCAGCAGCAGAUGAGACCCUGCGGCUGUGGCGCUGCUUUGAGUUGGACGCUGCCCGGCGGCGGGAGCGGGAGAAGGCCAGUGCAGCCAAAAGCAGCCUCAUCCACCAAGGCAUCCGUUAAGGACCAACUCAUCUCAGUUUUUUGCUUUUUUUUUUUUUUUACUUUUCUAAUAAAGUCACGUCUCUCUCUUC